CAAAACAUCUGCUUCUCCCCGCCAGAACUCUCUCACUUUCUCCAUAUCCUUCAUGUUCGUCUCUACUCUAGGCCUGGCCGCCUACGAAAUCAUAUCCUAAGCUUGCCACUGUCUCAGUCUGGGCCCUGCCUUGACGCUUGCUUGUAGACAAAUCUUUUUUUUUCUGCUCCUGUCCACAAUGGUACGCCAUCUUUCUGCACCGCUCUACGUCAAUAGCGUGGGUGAUAAAAUACCUUUGAUCCCCGGCUUCAAGACGUCUGCUGUUUUCCUCACAUCUCUAUCCGCAAAUCUACGAAUCCCGGACGACGAGCUGUACCCUACACCCAUAUCUACCCCCUCAUUUCGCGGCUCCGACGCGAUUCCUCUGCCUUCACUGUCCUCACUCUCCGCCAUGACACUGCCACACGAAGCUUCUGUCGCAGAUGCACAGGCACUCAACGACCCUCUUGAUGCUCCCGCUCCGUCUCCACUCGCUGAUGUUCCCGAACUGACCACUUACACCGCCAAAUCGCAUGAAGAUCGCGUGGCAGCACUCAAAUUGGUUGCAGACAGCAUUGCGGAGCAACGAAAUGCAACCUCUCGCUCUAUCAUCUACAAUCCAACCAUCCUUUCAAUCUACGCAGCGAUUGUCGGAUUUGGCGUGCGGUACUUUUAUGAUGGCUUCGACACUCUCCCCGUUAUCAUAACGACGCUGAUCGGAGCGACAAUGACGGCAUUGAUUGCCGUACGGUGGUUUGCUGGGCCUUAUAUUGACCUGGCGGAGAAGAUUGGCUGGGACUGGUUGGGCGAGGAUCAGAUGAUAAUCACAAAGUGGGGAGACAAGGUGAUCGGCACUGUGAUAAUUGGUUGGGCGCGGCCGGGAAGCCCGAAUGGAAGCAAGAAAGAGAAGAAGAAGAACGAGAAGAGGAAAUGGGGUGUUGUGCGAGCUUGGACUGUGGCCGUCAAGUACCGCGGCAAGGGUGUGGCCAAGGCGCUUCUGGAGGAUGCGGUGCAGGAGGUGAAAAAGCAGGGUGGAGAAGGAAUUGAAUUCUCAGAUGAGCAUGCGAAUCACCACAGAGUUCUUCCUACAUAUUUCAAUAAGGGCAUCGAUGCGGAUGAGCAGCGCGCAUUCGACCUCCUGCACGCCCUCUCGAGCAUCAAAGGCACAUUCAAGAAUCGCCGAUAAUCUUAGACGCACACUAUGAGGAGCGCCAUAGAUCCAUAUGACGCCAUCGACGAAUCUCCUUUGGCCGACUCAACGUUCCCACACGCUGUAAUUCGGACCAUACAAUAAACGAAUCUACUAGAGAACACCGAGUAAUCUUCCCAUAUCUGACUCGGCAUAUACAAUGAUACCCCUCGGUCCAUGUUGGAUCGGCAUUUUUUGUUGUAACGGACGACACCCACAUAUAUUUAUAUAUUAGAUAGAUGAUUGGACAUGAAUGACACGUAUAAUUCAGAACUCGGUC
This is a messenger RNA of Pseudovirgaria hyperparasitica, 1448 nucleotides long. RefSeq lists its product as uncharacterized. Bases 179 to 1165 code for a protein of 328 amino acids. The transcript is spliced from 3 exons. Lineage: Eukaryota; Fungi; Ascomycota; Dothideomycetes; Acrospermales; Acrospermaceae. Gene Ontology annotation, molecular function: acyltransferase activity, transferring groups other than amino-acyl groups. The record is from RefSeq and is a predicted model, not a curated record.